AUGUAUGGCGGUAAUUCUCAAUAUAUCCCUAAGGUACCCCAGUUUUCAGGGGAAGAGCCACCUUUAAAAGGAGAUGUUUCCUAUGCGGAGUGGAGGUAUGAGAUCAGAUGCCUCAAUAGAGACUCUGAUAUAACCUCCAGCACCCUUGUGCAGGCCAUUAGGAGGUCACUUCGUGGUAUUGCAAGGAGGACUCUUUUAACUGUAGGUGAUAAAGCCUCUCCUGUGGAAAUCUUGGGGAAAUUAGAUUCUUUGUUCGGGGAUAUUUCCACACAUGGAAUGCUGAUGCAGGAGUUUUUUAACUCUAGUCAGAAAUCCAAUGAAUCUGCCACUGCAUUCGGUUGCCGGUUAGAGGCUUUGCUGCAGACUGCUAUAGAGAGUGGUUCUCUACAUAAGUCGGCUAAAAAUGACCUAAUGCGUCAUAAGUUUUGGACUUCCCUGAGAUCUGACAAACUUAAGAGUCAGACUCGUCAUAAGUAUGACACAAUAACUAGCUUUAAUGAGCUUUUAAGGGAAAUUCGAAUAGUGGAGAAGGAAUUAAAUAUCUCCUCUACUGCAGGUGCAAGCCAGCCAAAAAAGGGACACCAGCAUGCCAUUAGUGUUGAAUCUGACCCACAAAUUGCUUCUGUUACUGAGAUGGAAGAUAAGUUUGUUAAAAAGCUAGAAAGUCUAGAGCAGAAGAACUCUCAACUUGAAAGUAAGUUGGACAAAAUUUUGAACAAACUUGGUUCACAGUCCACAAGUGAUAAAGCAGAUGCAGGUCAAAGGUCAGGUCAGAACAAAGGUCGUGGCCGUGGAGGUUACAACAAGUCUAGAGGCCGUGGUAAGUGGAACAAUAAAGGGAAAGCCAAAAAUGAAGAUCACCCAAACUAG
This is a messenger RNA of Pecten maximus, 870 nucleotides long. RefSeq lists its product as uncharacterized. NCBI's taxonomy places the organism in Eukaryota, Metazoa, Mollusca, Bivalvia, Pectinida, Pectinidae. The coding region runs from base 1 to 870 and encodes 289 amino acids. The transcript has a single exon. The record is from RefSeq and is a predicted model, not a curated record.